CAAAAAUUAAAAAAAAAAUUCGUUAUAUAUAUGCAAAAGAACAUGAGAACCAACCACAUAAGCAAAAUACCGUUAUAGAUAAUGAUAACUGUGUCUCUUCCCUCUCCCGCCAAAUUCAUCCCCCCUCCUUCUCCCUCUCCCACUCCCAAAUCCCUUCGAAGAAACCCUGAUUUCGAAGCUCUAAAGGAUCGUUUAAUUCGACACGCAAAUGUCGGAAAUCUUAAGCAAGCAAUCUCGACCCUUGAUCACUUUUCCCAUAUGGGUUUUACCCCUGACCUCACUUCCUAUACCGUUCUCCUCAAAUCUUGCAUUCGAACCCGGAAUUUCAAAUUCGGGGAAAUGGUACACUCGAAGAUUAAGGAGUCGGAACUAGAACCGGAUACUAUUGUUUUGAACUCGUUGAUAAGUUUAUAUGCUAAGAUGGGUAGUUGGAAAAAAGCUGAACAGAUUUUCGAGGGUAUGGGUGAGAAAAGGGAUUUGGUUUCUUGGAGUGCGAUGAUUUCGUGCUUUGCUCAUUGUGGGAUGGGGGUGGAAGCGGUGGUUAGUUUUAUUGAGAUGGUGGAGUUUGGGGAGUGCCCGAAUCAGUUCUGCUUCUCUGCGGUGAUUCAGGCGUGUUGUAAUGAGGAGUUGGGGUGGGUUGGAUUGGGGGUGUUUGGGUUUGUGAUUAAAACUGGUUAUUUUGAGUCGGAUGUUUGUGUUGGGUGUGCGUUGAUUGAUUUGUUUGCGAAAGGGUUUAGUGAUUUGAGUUCAGCGAAGAAAGUGUUUGAUAGAAUGCCUGAGAGGAAUGUUGUUACCUGGACUUUGAUGAUUACUAGAUUUUCACAACUUGGUGAUGCGAGUGGUGCUGUUAGACUGUUCUUGGAGAUGGUUUCUGAAGGGUUUUUUCCUGAUAGGUUUACGUUUAGUGGUGUUUUAUCGGCUUGUGCGGAGCCAGGGUUGUCUUUACUUGGGAGGCAACUGCAUGGUUGGGUCAUUAAGUCUAGGUUGUCUUCAGAUGUUUGUGUCGGGUGCAGUUUGGUGGACAUGUAUGCAAAAAGUACGAUGGAUGGAUCUAUGGAUGAUUCAAGAAAGGUUUUUGAUCGGAUGGCUGAUCAUAAUGUCAUGUCUUGGACUGCUAUUAUAACAGGAUGUGUUCAAAGCGGUAACUAUGAUAUCGAAGCUAUUAAAUUGUACUUUAGGAUGAUGGAUGGUCCAGUUAAACCAAACCAUUUUACAUUUUCUAGUCUUUUAAAGGCAUGUGGAAAUCUUUCGAACCUUGCUCUAGGUGAACAGAUCUAUAAUCACGCAGUGAAAUUGGGUCUUGCAUCUGUGAACUGUGUAGCCAAUUCUCUAAUUAGCAUGUAUGCGAAGUCCGGUAGGAUGGAAGAAGCCCGGAAAGCUUUCGAAUUAGUGUUUGAGAAGAAUUUGGUUUCUUACAACAUAAUAGUUGAUGGAAAUUCAAAGAAUUUGGAUUCUGCAGAAGCUUUUGAACUUGUCAGCGAGAUAUACUCUGAAGUUGGGGUUGAUGCUUUCACGUUUGCUAGUUUAUUAAGUGGAGCUGCAAGUGUAGGUGCAGUUGGAAAGGGUGAGCAGAUCCAUUCUCGGGUCUUAAAAGCAGGGAUGCAGUCAAACCUAUCUGUCUGCAAUGCUUUGAUAUCUAUGUAUUCUAGAUGUGGUAAUAUAGAGGCUGCUUUUCAAGUUUUUGAAGGAAUGGAAGAUAGAAACGUAAUAUCUUGGACUUCAAUUAUAACAGGUUUUGCAAAACAUGGAUUUGCUCACAGAGCUGUGGAAUUGUUCAAUCAAAUGCUUGGGGCUGAUAUAAAACCAAACGAAGUCACAUACAUUGCUGUUUUAUUAGCUUGUAGCCAUGUUGGUUUAGUUGACGAGGGAUGGAAGUAUUUUGACUCAAUGUCCAAAGAACACGGUAUAACUCAUAGGAUGGAACAUUAUGCAUGCAUGGUUGAUUUGUUAGGACGAUCAGGCUCUCUUGAAAAGGCUGUUCAGUUUAUCAAAUCACUGCCCGUGAAUGUUGAUGCUCUUGUUUGGCGCACCUUGCUCGGGGCUUGCCGGGUGCAUGGUAAUUUACAACUGGGGAAGUACGCUGCAGAAAUGAUUCUUGAACAGGAGCCAAAUGAUCCAGCGGCGCACGUCUUACUAUCUAACUUGUAUGCUUCGAGGGGUCAAUGGGAAGAGGUAGCAAAGAUCAGAAAAGACAUGAAAGAAAAGAGAUUGGUGAAGGAAGCUGGAUGUAGUUGGAUAGAAGCUGAAAACAGUGUCCACAAGUUUUAUGUAGGCGACACAAAGCAUCCAAAAGCAAAGGAGAUAUAUGAAAAGUUAGAUAAGAUAGCAAUUAAAAUAAAGGAGAUUGGUUAUGUUCCUAACACAGACUUAGUGCUUCAUGAGGUUGAGGAUGAACAAAAGGAGCAAUAUCUUUUCCAACACAGUGAGAAAAUUGCUUUGGCCUUUGGUCUUAUUAGCACAUCUGAUCAAAAGCCUAUCAGGAUAUUCAAAAAUCUUCGAGUAUGUGGAGAUUGCCAUAACGCAAUGAAGUUUAUAUCUGUAUCGGAAGGAAGAGAGAUAAUAUUUAGAGAUUCUAAUCGUUUUCACCAUAUUAAAGACGGACUCUGCUCCUGCAAUGACUAUUGGUAAAAAUCUUAUUCUCAACUGUUGUCUUAUUGACAAAUCCAAACCAAAGUAGCAAAUAUGACUAAAAUACUAUACAAAUCAUUCUGGUUGUGGAGAUAGGAAUAGUGCUAUAAAGCAUGUAUCUGUAAUCAUGUGGAGAAGUACAGAAUGAAACCAUAUUAUUUGCACAUUUAUUUUUCUGUUC
This is a messenger RNA of Capsicum annuum, 2809 nucleotides long. RefSeq names its product pentatricopeptide repeat-containing protein At3g49170, chloroplastic. The record is from RefSeq and is a predicted model, not a curated record. Gene Ontology annotation, molecular function: zinc ion binding; protein binding; RNA binding. The transcript has a single exon. Lineage: Eukaryota; Viridiplantae; Streptophyta; Magnoliopsida; Solanales; Solanaceae. Bases 82 to 2628 code for a protein of 848 amino acids. Gene Ontology annotation, biological process: RNA modification.